This is a messenger RNA of Mercurialis annua (annual mercury), 783 nucleotides long. RefSeq names its product protein CURVATURE THYLAKOID 1C, chloroplastic. Gene Ontology annotation, cellular component: chloroplast thylakoid membrane; thylakoid. The transcript is spliced from 7 exons. Lineage: Eukaryota; Viridiplantae; Streptophyta; Magnoliopsida; Malpighiales; Euphorbiaceae. The record is from RefSeq and is a predicted model, not a curated record. Bases 174 to 614 code for a protein of 146 amino acids.
GUUGUUCCUCUACAUGUGGUCGCACCACAACAGAAGCUACGCCUUCCUCAGUCUAGUGUUGGUACUCUCUCAGCCUCCUGUCCACAGAACCCAAAAUUCUCUGUGGUGCUUAAAGCUUCAUUACAGCUUACUCUUUGUCUCUCUGCAAUUAAAGAGGUAGUUGAACAGCAUACAUGGCUUCCAUUGUUGCAAACUUGGCUUCUCCAGCAUUAUUAGCUUCUACUAGGACUACCCUUUUCAAGACUCUUCCAAAAUUUCCAGUUGUGCCAGUUAAAGGAAGACGGAAUGGUGCUGCUGUUGUUGUGAAGGCUGUUGGGGAGAGCUCAGAAUCAUCAAGCUCUCUCAGCAUUGUUAAAUCUGUUCAGGAUAUUUGGGACAAUCCUGAAGAACGGUGGGCUCUUGCCGGUUUAGGUUUCGCAGCUAUAGCAGCUUUAUGGGCAUCAUCAAAUUUUGUAUCGGCUGUUGACAAAUUACCGGUCCUCCCCAGCAUUCUGGAGCUCAUCGGCAUUCUUUACUCUUCAUGGUUUGUUUAUCGAUAUCUUUUAUUCAAACCUGAUCGGGAAGAGAUAUUCCGGAUCGUCAACAAGUCGGUAUCAGACAUUCUGGGACAAUAACCAUGCCUGCUGUGAAUUGCUGUUGAAACUGUAACUAAAUCAUAGAGCUCUAUCAUGCAUCUUUAUUGUAAGUGGCAGUGAACACAGACCAAUAUUUCAGUUGGUGGAUUUAAGUUUUGUAUGCAUCAAGUGAAAAAUCAAUUAUAAGUUCUUCCUUUGGCCCCUCUAA